Messenger RNA from Boeremia exigua, 883 nucleotides. RefSeq names its product multi protein-like protein-bridging factor 1. Lineage: Eukaryota; Fungi; Ascomycota; Dothideomycetes; Pleosporales; Didymellaceae. Gene Ontology annotation, molecular function: DNA binding. The transcript is spliced from 2 exons. Gene Ontology annotation, cellular component: nucleus. The record is from RefSeq and is a predicted model, not a curated record. Bases 171 to 650 code for a protein of 159 amino acids.
CGAGCCUUAUAUCCUGCCCACGCCCGUCUGCUCUUACUCAAUCCCACUUCUACCGCCUGACAAAUCUACGAGUAAACGCUCCAGUACAAAAGCUCACCCCUCACCUCCAGAUCACCACUCAGCUCCCACACGACACAGAUUUUCCAAACACCACACAAAUAAUACUCAAAAUGUCUGACGACUGGAACUCCGUUACCAAGAUCGGCAGCCGCACCCGUGGUGGCGCCGCCGGACCCCGUGAGAGCGUCGUCAAGGGCAAGAGCGCACUGAACGCCGCCCAGCGCAGCGGUGCUGUCGUGUCGACAGACAAGAAGCAGUUCACCACUGCCAACACUGCCUCCGGCAACACAGAAGGACAGCGCCUGACUAAGGUCGACCGCUCCGACGACAUCAUCAAGCCCAAGACAGUCGGCGUCGCCGUCGGCCAGGCCAUCUCCAAGGCGCGCUCAGAAGCCAAGAACGACAAGGGUACCACCAUGACACAAAAGGACCUCGCGACCAAGUGCAACAGCACACCCACUAUCAUCGCCGACUUUGAGCGCGGCACUGCGACACCCGACCAAAAGCUGCUCGGCAACAUGGAGCGUGUGCUCAACGUCAUCCUGCGCGGUGAAAAGAUGGGCCAGCCCAAGUUCCCCAACAGGAAGUAAGCAGCGCGUAUCAGCUAGAGUCUGCGACGCGGCUCUUGGAUUGAUGGCUCGCUGUGGCGCUGGACGAUGGUCAUGUCUUUGGAUUAGCGGGCGUUAGAUGGAUAUUAUGGCGACGGAAUAUCAAAAUGGCAUUGCUAGCUGCAUCAGCUGGAGUGCUGGAGGUCAGACUGCCACAUCAGCCUUGCGAGACAGGGGCUUGGGUUAGGAUAGAUGAAUCCAUGAUUUACGACCCA